CUCCCCUGAGGACGAGUCAAAGUUUCUCUCUUUACGCCUCUUUGAUUUACAGUCAUAUUUUAGACCAAUUUAAUUUCUUCUUCUUCUUCUUCUUUCUCGAAUCUUCGCCAAAACCUCUCUCUCAAAUUUAUAAUCUUUAUCUUUCAUCCCAAAAUUUCUUCAUUGAUCUUCCUUCUUUCUCUCGAAAUCCUUCGAUUGGCUCCUUCAAGCUCCGUUCCCAGCAAUGUCAUGGUACCGAAGAACCAAACUCGUGUUCGAUUCCCUGCGGCGCAAUAUAGAUCCGAAGAUUCUUCCUCGAUCUCGUGUUUCCUCGAGAAUCAAUCAAACUGGGUCUUCUAAUCCCUCAGCUAAUUUUUCUGGGUUCUCCUCGAUUUCUUCGCGCGAAGUAGGGUUACGAUCAUGGACAUCUCUCGGGAAAACGAACAGGAUCGCGUAUAAUCCGUUUCUGAGCUCACCCAAGAGAUUUUACUACGUUGAUCGUUACCAGGUUCGUCAUUUCAAGCCACGCGGACCCAAACGGUGGAUCCAAAACCCUAGGACAGUGUGGACGGUGGUGCUGAUUACUUCCGGUGCAGUGAUCACUCUGUUUUUCGGCAACUUAGAGACGGUUCCUUACACAAAGAGGACACAUUUCGUUCUCUUGUCCAAAUCCAUGGAGAAGCGAGUUGGGGAAACCCAGUUCGAGCAGAUUAAGAAGACCUACAAGGGGAAAAUCCUCCCUGCGAUUCACCCUGAGAGCAUUAGGGUUAGAUUGAUAGCCAAAGAGAUCAUUGAUGCGUUGCAGAGAGGUUUGAGCCAUGAGCGUGCGUGGAGUGAUUUAGGGUAUGCUUCGAUGGACAGCACGAUGAGAGGUAGUAGUGAUAGGGGAGUGAAGGAGACGGAAAUGGCUUUGAGUGGUGAAGAGACGAUGAGUGGGAUGAGAUGGUCGAAAGAUGAUCAGAUUCUUGAUGACGGAUGGAUUGAGCAGAGCAGGAAGAAAGAUACCAAAGCAGCGAGCUCUCACCUCGAAGGGAUAAACUGGGAGGUGCUUGUGGUUAACGACCCUACGGUUAACGCGUUUUGCAUGCCCGGUGGGAAGAUUGUAGUGUUCACCGGCUUGCUUGAACAUUUCAAAUCAGAUGCUGAAGUUGCCACUGUGAUCGGACAUGAGGUUGGUCAUGCGGUGGCUCGACAUGUAGCUGAAGGAAUAACAAAGAACUUGUGGUUUGCAAUCCUUCAGCUUGUGUUGUAUCAGUUUGUCAUGCCGGAUCUUGUGAACACCAUGUCCGCUCUUUUCUUGAAGCUUCCUUUCUCCAGAAAGUACUUUUCUCUUCCUCUCUUCCUAUCAACAUCCUAUAGUUUGCUAUUGCUUGCAUCAGCGGGAUAUGACCCAAGAGUAGCUCCAAAUGUGUAUGAGAAGCUGGGGAAGCUAGGGGGACAGGUGGCACUCGGGGAAUAUUUAUCGACACAUCCUUCGGGGAAGAAGAGAUCACAGCUUUUGGCUCAAGCCCAUGUGAUGGAAGAAGCCCUAAUGAUCUAUAGAGAAGUACAAUCAGGUCGACGUGGCAUUGAAGGCUUUCUUUAG
Thlaspi arvense is the source of this 1564-nucleotide messenger RNA. The record is from the annotation of a GenBank genome assembly. NCBI's taxonomy places the organism in Eukaryota, Viridiplantae, Streptophyta, Magnoliopsida, Brassicales, Brassicaceae.